Molecule: messenger RNA, 297 nt
Organism: Aspergillus pseudotamarii
Lineage: Eukaryota; Fungi; Ascomycota; Eurotiomycetes; Eurotiales; Aspergillaceae
Product: fungal calcium binding protein-domain-containing protein
Exons: 4
Coding region: 1-297 (98 amino acids)
Source: RefSeq, a predicted model, not a curated record
AUGCAGUUCCUCAUCGUCGCCGCUUCUUUCCUCGCUGUUGCCACUGCCAUCCCGGCUUCCAACGGCAUCUCUGCCACCAACAUCCAGAGCGCUGCUGACAUCAACAACAUCGCCUCUGCCUGGGCCAAGGCCAAGGAAGAUGAUGGAUGCAGCUGGCUCGCUUGCAUCAGCUCCGUCGUUGGACAGAGCGCCACUUGCGCCGCUGCCGCUGCCGAGCUCGCUCUCAACCCCAUUGCCGAUGCUGCCUGUGUCGCUGGACUUGGCACCAUGACUGUUGCUUGCAAGCCUUGCGUCUAA